This is a messenger RNA of Cataglyphis hispanica, 6509 nucleotides long. Its product is annotated as T-box transcription factor TBX20-like. Gene Ontology annotation, cellular component: nucleus. Bases 2727 to 4574 code for a protein of 615 amino acids. NCBI's taxonomy places the organism in Eukaryota, Metazoa, Arthropoda, Insecta, Hymenoptera, Formicidae. The transcript is spliced from 8 exons. Gene Ontology annotation, molecular function: DNA-binding transcription factor activity, RNA polymerase II-specific; RNA polymerase II cis-regulatory region sequence-specific DNA binding. The record is from RefSeq and is a predicted model, not a curated record. Gene Ontology annotation, biological process: cell fate specification; positive regulation of DNA-templated transcription; heart development.
CCUGUCAAUGUUAUUGUUUUCAGUACGUAUCGGCUAUGUUUAAUUUAAUAUACGCAGUCACGUCGCGACCUUCGAUCAAUUCAUUUGUCAGUCGUGAGUGAGUUCUACGUGCGAACGGAUGUCCGGAGUCUCGAAUCGAGUGAUAAACGAUGCCUUGAAAUAUUAAGAACAUGAAGUAUAGUCGCGUCGAAGUUCGUGUCGCACAACUUCAAUUUGUUGAAUUGCGUCACAGAUCAUAGCACACUUCAUAUGUAUCGCGGACAUCGAGAAUGAUGGACGUGAAUCCGUUGUUAUUUAUUCGAUUAAGUACAUAGUACGUGUCAUAAGUGUCGGGAAUGCCUUAUAAAGUGACGGGCGAUGGUUCUAUCGUAUUAUUUAAUGCGCAAAAUCGUAAUCGAUAGUACAUUAUCAAUGGACUUACAUCCGUGUGAACGAGUUUCCGAAACGAUGGAGCAACGGACGAGAAUAUGGCGGCGUUUUAUCGGCUGAUAAAUUUAGGCAUCCCAAUCGGAAUCUAUGCGGUAUCAGAAUCUUGAGAAAUUUCUAUGCGAAUUAUAAAGAGAGAAACAAAGAUACAAAUAUAAAAUAUGCGGAAAUGUCUUAUAAAUCAUGAGAUUGUAGCACGACCUACAUCAAAGAAAGAAACGGGUUGUAAAGAAACAAAGUAAGCUGACGCAUGAAAAGCUUGAUAAAAAUCACUCUACUCUAAUCGCUGUGAGAUCAACAAGGUGGAACGCGCCUUUGCGGAAAUAUUCACGAGUUUCGCGAGAUACCCCGAUUUCCCGGAUCAAACGAAAGAGAGAUUCGGAAGAUGGAGAAGACGAUGUGUAAUGUGUGAGAGAGCGAGAUCAAAAAUAAUAAGAGCGUGAUCGCGGCGAAGUGUAGCAUAUAUCCGCGGUAGUAGACGUUGACGGGAUUUCCCAGAGAAAAAGAGGAAUGUACGACGAUAUACUCCCACGCCUCCACUCGACGGCGGACGAACCCAGCCGAAGCGAGUAACCAUCACCCACUCAACCCCUACCGCCCGGCCAGCCAGCAGCGAGCUAACCACCCACCUGCGUUAGCCGCGGCCGCCGCUUUGCCGUAUUUAAAGCUCCGCUAGUAAAACAAUAAAUUGCGCUCGAGAGAACGGCAGAGUGAGAGGAUCGAGAAAAAGAGAUAGAGAAAGGAUGCGAGAGGAGAAAGAGAGAGAGAGAGAGAGAGAGAGAGAGAGAGAAGGGGAGACGAGAGAGUCUCGCGGCAUACUACCUAUAGCGCGGAGGAAAGCGGUUCCUGUCAGCAAUUGCCCCCCUCUUGUAAGAAAAAAUGGCAGCUGCCGUGGCUGGAUGGCGCGUACGAGACCAUAAUACCGCGCGCCACCCUACCUCGCUCUAUACGUGUGGACGUACGAGCGCGCGAGCGCGGCAGGCGGGGCGGUUCGUUACGGAAUUGGUGGGGCGGAAGAAGGGGGGAGAGAGAACGGAGGAGAAGGGACAAGGACGCGAGGAAGGGGAUGAGAGAGGGUAAAGGUAGACGGCGUGGAAAAAAGCGACGUGCGACGAAGAGAAACAAUCUGGGUGAGCAGCAGCCACGACGACCACGAUGAUGAUGACGAAGAUGAUGACGACGACGACGACUAGGACGACGGCUGCGACGACCACCACCAACAGAUCAAGAGAGAGAGAGAGAGAUAUUCCUUCUGUAGAUUACAUUCGAGCAUGUUUGUAUGUAUCGUCGGCCACCGCGGUUGGCAGUUUCGGUCUGACAUGGGCGCGACAGAAAGAGAGAAAGCGAACAGAGGCGAGAUAAAGAAGGACAAAGUAAUAACGUUUAGGGGAACCUCGAGGUGGGUUCCGCAAACGGGAGAGACCCUGCAGGCGGAGUUGGGUGCUGAUCCCAGAGGCGGAGCGUGUUGCGGAGAAACCGCCCAUCGACACCCGCUGGGUAUCAUCUCAUCUCGCUCCCGCUCUCACGUUUCCACCGUCCCUUUGACUCCGGCGUCCGCGACCAAGCUGCGAUAAUCGCGUGGCGGGUGGGGGCCGAAACGAAGAGGCGACCGGCGGUGGCGCGGGUCAGUCUCGGGCAACCCGGUCGGUCUGUCGUUCCCUGCUCUGUCCGCGCCACGUUUCGCCUCGCGCGCGGUUCCGAGUGAUAAACGACACAUCAAGCGCGCUUUCGCUUUUCGCGCGCGCGAUACAGAGAAGCGACUGUGUACUUACUCGCGACGACGUAACGUCUCGAGUCAUCCUCGCACUAUUGACAGAGUGUCUCUCCGGCGGUUACUCGUCGGCAUCUCGGAUCACGUUUGGUGACCGCUAAAUGUCACGUCUAGCAACUUACAAUUAGCAUCGUGUUUCGCAGUGUUGUGCUUCGAAAUCUAUCUGUCACCGAUCAGGACCGACCUGUCAAGUUUCGGUCGCGUGAUCAUUCGCGCAUUCGAAACCUCGCGCGUCGCGCGCUGUCAAUUUUCUCGCACGCAUGCACGCGCGUAUGCCGACGACGAGGAAUCGAAGUGAUUGUCGCCGGCGGAGGAGAUAAUGCCGAUGCCGUUUUAUCGGCGCUCGCGUAUCGAGGAUAGCUCGCAUCAUUUAUUGAACAGCGAUAAUCAGCGCCGCUAUCAUCGACAUUGUUAUCACGGCGCACGACGCCCGUAGCGACGUCGCGACGUCAAGCGAAUCCGCGUCGAGGCUCGUUUCGAUUAGUUCAUCGAUAGAUCCCACGUGGCCCAGGAAGCAGCGCGCGAGGUGAUGUUGCUGGAGUCGCGAGGCCUCACCGCUAGGAAGAGAAACGGAUUGACACUGACCUCGUUCGGCGACGGUGGCGGCGGAGGUGGCGGAGGCGGCGGCGGCGGCGGCGGCGGCGGUGGCGGUGGCGGAGGAGCCGGCAGUGAAGAGGACGACGAGGAAUCCCGACAUCACCUCUACCUGGGCAGAAAGAUGCAGGGCGAGGGCACCGCCGCCCCCACGGUACCCACCGGACUGUCUGGAUGUGCCGGUGACGAUGGUGACGAGAGCUCGAGCCCGUCGCCGAACAGCAGCCUCCUGAACAAUCUCAACAACAAUUGCAACUCGAAUCGGCAGUGCGCAACCGAUUUUAGUAUCGCCGCGAUUAUGGCGCGAGACUCGCGUCAGCAGCAGAUGCAACAGCAACAACAACAGCAACAGUCGCAUCAUCAUCGGCAUUCGCAGCAGCAGGCCGUCGGCGGCGGUAAACUACAUCAACACGAAAGGGAAGCGAGCGGUUCUGGAGUCGUCCGCGGCGCUCCGCCGGUUCCGGAGACGAUCAAUGCGGAGGACGAGCCGGAAACGGACGAUACCGGAAGCACAAGUGGGAAGGGCGCUUCGCCGAUCGUGAAUCCGCUACUUCAGGAGCGCUCAAAUUGCGAGGAACUGAAACAUGUGGCCUGUCACCUGGAGACCAAGGAUCUCUGGGACAAAUUCAACGAGCUUGGCACGGAGAUGAUCAUCACAAAGACUGGCAGGCGAAUGUUUCCGACAUGUCGCGUCUCAUUUAACGGACUGAAGGCGGACAGUCGAUACGCGGUCCUGAUGGACAUCGUGCCGGUUGACAACAAGAGGUAUCGAUACGCAUAUCAUAGGAGCUGCUGGUUGGUGGCCGGAAAGGCGGAUCCGCCGGCGCCAGCCCGGCUCUACGUCCAUCCGGAUUCACCUUUCACAGGCGAGCAGCUCCGAAAGCAGGUCGUCUCCUUCGAGAAAGUCAAGCUCACCAACAAUGAUAUGGACAGACAUGGGCACCUGGUGCUGAACUCGAUGCACAAGUACCAGCCGAGGAUCCACCUGGUGAAGCGGCCGGACUCGAGCACGGCGAAGCCGAUCGUGGACCUGGAAAAGGAGCCGCACAAGACCUUCAUAUUCCCGGAGGCCAUAUUCACCGCUGUCACCGCCUAUCAGAAUCAGCUCAUCACGAAGCUCAAGAUCGAUAGUAAUCCGUUCGCCAAGGGCUUUCGAGAUUCUUCUCGUCUUACUGACUUUGAGAGUUUCCCUUUUAGGGAGACGAUGGAAUCCAUGUUAGCGGAGCAACAGUCGUUGAGGUUUCCGCAUCGGUUGCCUUUCGAAAUGGAGCAGCUCCAGGCGGGCGCAGUGAGCAACCUUAGUCUGGAGGAGAAGGCAUUAUGGGCUGCGCGUUCCCAGAUGUUGUUAAGGGCGGCGGCGGCCGUGGCCGUCAGUCCCUACGCUCAGUUGGUGAGUCCGGCUUUGGUCUAUCCUGGCGCACCGACGGCUGGUACCAGCCAUCAACAGCAGCAACAACAACAGCAGCAUCAACAGCAACAACAACAGCAGCAGCUCGGUCAUCUGUGGUGGGCCUCGUCAAUUGGUCCGACUCUGUUCGCAGCGGCGCACCAUCAGCAGCAGUUAGCCGCCACCAGCUCCCAGCAGAAUCCCACGUGUCCCGCGGCUCCACGGCCCCUCUAUCCGUCGCCGCUCGCCUUGGCUCAUCAUCGAUUCUCACCCUAUCAUACGAUCGCCCCCAAGUCCUCGACGCCGGCCGUGCCGUCGCCGUCGCCGUCCAGAAGGGCCACCCCGUCGCCCACGGAUAGUCUCAGCAGGGAGGCUCAGGACCUGUCGCCCUCGUAGUCGCCGGCUUUCUCGUAACCUUAGACAAGUACUGGUAACGUGAUUUAAUGGAAAAAGGUUUGAGACUUUUUACUAAGGCUCCGCGAUGAAAGAAACCGAAUUUUCGAAUAUGAAGGGUUUCGAUAAAUUGAAUGAAUUUUUUUUUUUUUUUUUUAUGGAGAAACGUGCAAUUCCUUCUCACGAUGAAAGUGAGCUCUUCUCGAUUGAGACUGAAGCGUGAUUGAUUCGUAUCGCUUUGCAAUAUUCUUCUCUCACGGAGAAACUUUACGCGCGGUGAGAAUCGAUUUCCAUCGUGUCACAUGUUCAACCGAAAUUAUUUCUUUCCUUUUCUUUGUUUUUAGAUUUCUAAAAUAUAAGUAUGUUCAAUUCUAUAAAAUUAGUUACAGCAUUCUUUUUCAGAAGAAUGUAAAAGUGCAAUACUUAAUAUCAAAUUAAUAUUAAUAAUUUAUUAAUUAUUAUACUCUUUCUUAUCUUUAUAAUUUUUUUAAGGAGCCGGUCUCCAUUCCGCUAGAGAUGAAUACAUAAUAGUUGUAUUGAAAAAAUUUUGAUAUUGUACAUGCAAAGGGAGAUAAAUUGUUAUAAAAUAUUUGCGCAAGGGAAAUCGAUUUUCGUCGCGCGUGUCACGCAUCGCGCACAGCGUCGGAAGGAUAUCUCGUAGCCGUAGUAUUGACGAUACUCGCGGAACCCGCGGCGUGAAUAGCGACGAUGAUUGUGGUGUCAGAAAUUGUUCUCGACCGCGCAGUUGAAUUGCUCUCCGUCUUUCUGCCGCGCCGCGAAAGAAACGCGGGAAAAGAAACAUAAAGCUCACGCUCUCCGAGAGUCUGAAUACACCACCGCCUCUCUCGGUUCUGAACUCUCGACCUUUGGUGAGCAUAGUGGCAAGCGCGGAGGACUCGAGUCGUCUCACGUGACUCGACGAUUCCGUUGUCUUUCGAUCGGAGCUUGGGACCGAGAGGGGCCCCGACCUGUGUAUAUCCUUGCCUCGAUCAGCGAUAGGAAGCGAUAGGGUCGCCGCGAUCCUGGUAAUCAAGAUACACCUAUGGAUACACUUUCAAAAGGAAACGAUAUCAUUACAAAAAAUCUGUUGCACUUGCAGAGGACGCGCCGAAAGAUACCGUAUUGUACAUUUAAGUUCAAUUCUUAUUCUACAUUUUUCACAUCGAUUCUUAUGGCAAUUCUUAAAGGAAAAAGCAAACCAUGAAAGGAGAUAUUCAAUUAUAUAAUUCGACGUAGAUAUUUUCAUAGAUAUUUUUAGAAUAAUUUUUGUUAUACAAACAUGUUUGAUAUACAUAUAUAUUUUCCAAAAUCGUUUCUUUUUAGUUUUGUAUUUUUUUAUACGCAAAUAACAUCGUGCGUUCUUUCGAAAUUGUGCGAACGGCGGCAUUUAGCGAAAUGCUGCACGCGAAUGAAGAAUACGCGAAUAUUGUAAAUAUGUAACCAUCUUGGUUGUCAAGACGGCAUAAUUUCCGUACAUGAUACACGUAUAUACAAUCUUUAAGGGUAACUAAGUUGUACGGCGAUUAAAGUCUACUGUAUAUAGGUAUACAUAUAUGUAUACUUGCGACGUAAGGUAUAACUACGCCUCUAUCUCUUGUAACAUAAGCUGUAUAUUUCGUAUCACGAACCUAUUGUUAUCGUUAUUUAUGUUUCGAUUCCGUAUUUCGGCGCGAAGAAGCGCGAAGUGAACGGAAGAGUGAAUAAUCUGCGAUUUCAAGGUGAAAUCGGAGUUUUCAAGAACUCGAGCAUCCGACACUUCGCGCCUUCUCCGCGAGCACCUUAAAGGGUUAUUAUCGCCGCGGCGAUUAGUUAGUUAGUGUAGAGCGUUAUAUUGUUAAUGCUUGUGUUGUGAAGAACGCAUACACCCAUUGCUGUGCAAGCUGCUCCCUUGUAAAUAAACCCUAAUAAACUCUUGUACCGAGCGUACCGUUCCGAAUA